Messenger RNA from Clupea harengus (Atlantic herring), 1651 nucleotides. RefSeq names its product actin family protein. NCBI's taxonomy places the organism in Eukaryota, Metazoa, Chordata, Actinopteri, Clupeiformes, Clupeidae. The record is from RefSeq and is a predicted model, not a curated record.
ACUUGUGACAUCUCAUUGGCACAUAGAAAAAAAUAUUAACAGAUAAACAAGUUGUUCUUCACGACUAAUAUGUAAGCUGGUUUGAAUACUGUUGUGGCUAAUGCUCGUUGCUGACCUUAUCACACAAGACACAAGUAGGGACCUGAGUCUGCAAGUGCGCCGAAGUUUAAAGAGUAGUUCCGCACUGUUUGCAACCCCGCCCACCUUCGUAUAGCCUACACCGACGGUGUGAAGUGCAACUUCUGGAUACUGGAUCUGGGUCUUGAUACUUCUGCCCUUUAAGAAAUAUUCUUGCAUGUGCAAAAAUCUUCUUCUGUGUCGAUUCGGCCGUGUCCACUGCGUCUGCGGGAGAGUGCUUUGUGUUGAGCGCCAUUAACGCAAGCUUUGGGGCUCACCUGUGUCUUGGUCAGGCGACGCAAACGUGUGAGGCUGAGAUGGACAGCGAGGGGAGGAAAGUGGUGGUGUGUGACAACGGGACCGGGUUUGUGAAAUGUGGCUUCGCCGGCUCCAACUUCCCGGAGCACAUCUUCCCCGCCAUGGUGGGCCGGCCCAUCAUCCGCUCCUCCACCAAAGUGGGCAACAUCGAGGUCAAGGACCUGAUGGUGGGCGAUGAGGCGAGUGAGCUGCGCUCGAUGCUGGAGGUGUCCUACCCCAUGGAGAACGGGAUGGUGCGCUCCUGGGACGACAUGCUCCACCUGUGGGAUCACACCUUCGGUCCCGACCGGCUCGACGUCAGCCCGCCCGACUGCAAGAUUCUUCUGACGGAGCCACCCAUGAACCCCCUGAAGAACCGCCAGAAGAUCACGGAGGUCAUGUUCGAGACGUACCAGUUCCACGGCAUCUACGUGGCCAUCCAGGCCGUGCUCACUCUCUACGCGCAAGGUCUGUUGACGGGGGUGGUGGUGGACUCUGGAGACGGAGUCACACACAUCUGCCCCGUGUACGAGGGCUUCUCACUGCCUCACCUCACACGCAGGCUGGACAUCGCUGGACGGGACAUCACACGGUACCUCAUUAAGCUGCUCCUGCUGAGGGGCUAUGCCUUCAACCACUCUGCGGACUUUGAGACGGUGCGCAUGAUGAAGGAGAAGCUGUGCUACGUGGGCUACAACAUCGAGCAGGAGCAGAGGCUCGCCAACGAGACCACCAUCCUGGUGGAGUCUUACUCGCUCCCUGAUGGGCGCCCCGUGAUGGUGGGUGGUGAGCGUUUCGGAGCUCCAGAGGCUCUCUUCCAGCCGCACCUCAUCAACGUGGAGGGAGUGGGCGUGGCCGAGCUGCUCUUCAACACCAUCCAGGCCGCCGACAUCGACAUCAGGUCAGACUUCUACAAGCACAUUGUGCUGUCGGGGGGGAGCACCAUGUAUCCCGGCCUGCCAUCUCGUGUGGAGCGGGAGAUUAAACAGCUUUAUCUGGAGAGGGUCCUCAAGGGAGACACAAAGGCCUUAUCUAGGUUUAAGAUCCGCAUCGAGGACCCCCCGCGGCGCAAGCACAUGGUGUUCAUGGGCGGGGCCGUGCUGGCCAACAUCAUGAAGGACAAGGAGUCCUUCUGGCUGAGCCGGGCAGACUACCUGGAGAAGGGCCUCGGCGUGCUGGACAAGCUGGGGGGGAAGACACACUAGAGGGGGAAGGAUGGAUAGAUACAUGCUGGGGU